This is a messenger RNA of Onthophagus taurus, 2554 nucleotides long. RefSeq lists its product as uncharacterized. NCBI's taxonomy places the organism in Eukaryota, Metazoa, Arthropoda, Insecta, Coleoptera, Scarabaeidae. Gene Ontology annotation, cellular component: cytosol; cell junction; plasma membrane. Gene Ontology annotation, biological process: protein dephosphorylation; signal transduction. Gene Ontology annotation, molecular function: protein tyrosine phosphatase activity; protein kinase binding. The record is from RefSeq and is a predicted model, not a curated record.
GACCAAAACAAACAUGGCCGCCGUUUUCUUGCCACCUGCGAGUAUCGCUUUAAUAUUAAUCCGAAAAUUCGAUGUUUUUGAAAGGAAAUCAAAAGGAAAACGUUAAAUUUAAGCCGACGUAAAAUGGGGGUUUAAAUUAAACCCGAUUAGACGUAAAAAUCGACUUGUAACAAUCUCGACGAUGGAGAAAGAGUUUAAACUGUCGGAUGUGCCCCGAAAAGAACGAAACUUCCCCACGUUGGAAUUAACCGAACAAAACCUUAACGCAAACGCCACCCAACAACCACUCCUCGUGAUAAAUUCACCAAAAACACCAACUUUAUGCAGGAAGUUAAAAGCAGUAAGCUUGGAUUCAGAUCCCCAAAAGCCAUCGAACAGUUUGGAGGUAAACCGUGAUGUUAUUUCAAUGCCAAAUACUCCAAAGCGACAAGUCAAACAAAAAUUAUUGUGCGAUUUUGACGAUGGGGCUCAAAAAUUUACAUUAACUCCAAGUUUUAGCUCGAAUUUAAGCAGAUUCGGAUCGAAUACGAGUAUUUCCGGCUCACAAACGCUUAAAACUCUCCCGGAAGUGAUGACACUACAAGAUUUUUCGGAUAAUAAUAAAGUGAUGGAACCAGUUAGAUUAAACAAAACGAAAGGUUUGUUAGAACGUAGAGGUUCAAACGCCAGUUUAACGAUAGAUUUGGGGUCGACUUUGAAUAUAAACGAAAUUAAAACCCCCAUAAUUCGAUUAAACCCAGCUAGAAGCGUAAACAAUUUAAAUUUGAGCAGUUUCGGUCAUAACGAGACUUGUAACUGUUUAAAACGACCUCCUUUCGUGGGAUUCGAUCGAAGAAAAUCGCAAACGCAUAUCGAAAAGUGCGAUAAUUGCACGAUUUAUGAAGCCGUUCCGAGUAAAAAUUGUGUUGUUACUAAAAUGGGGAGUCCUAGAAAAUGUUGUUGUUUGUGUUCGCAUAAAUCGCGGCGUAAAUCUUUAUCGAAUGAGAAUUUGUACGUUCCGCCGUGUAAUAUUUGUCAAGGUGAUUUGAAGAAGGAGUGUACGGGGUUGGCGAAGGGGCAUAGGAGAGCUUGUUACCCCCGACAAGCCGAUUUGGAUGCUUCGCAAUUACUCAGCGACGAUUUUAAGUUUUAUUUACAAAACGUGCAAUAUUUACAAACAGCUGGGAAUGUUUUAAAUAUUGAGGAUUUAAAAAUGUCGUGUGAAAUGUUGCGCGUCCCAAAGAUUCAUCAAGAAUUUUGGGAGGUUCCUUUAAAUCUGCAAGAAAAAUGCUUAGUUUCGGGGAGCCAAUCGAGAAAUCGUUACCGCGGGGUUCUCCCCAACGAACAUUCCCGCGUUAUAUUAACAACCCAACAGAGCUACAUCCACGCGAAUUACAUAAAAGGCCCUGAUUACACCGAAAAUUGUUACAUAGCGACUCAAGGCCCCAUGAUGCACACUUGCGAAGAUUUUUGGCAAAUGGUGUGGAGCUCAAAAUGCAAUUGUAUCGUAAUGUUAACGAAUUUAGUCGAAAAGGGACGAUCUAAAUGUGAAUUAUAUUUCCCAUUGGGUCGCAGAGUCGGAGCCGACCACAAAACUUACCUAACCGUAAAAACUCGUAGAGUACAAGACCGUUUUACGUUCGAUCGGACCCAAUUAACCUCAACGGCUCAAUACGAAGAGGAAACAUUUAAAUUUGAAGAAACUGACGAAGUUUUUUACGGAAAUUUUCGCAUUCGCUUUUUAAAAAAACAACAAAUCGGGGAAUCGUGCACCCUUAGAAUGUUAUCGGUGACUAAAUCGGGCGAAUCCGGCGAACGAUUAAUAAAGCAUUUUUGGUUCUCAAACUGGCAAGAUCACAAAAUGGCGAAUCCCGAAACGGUUUUAAAUAUAGCGAAAGAAAUAAUUGACGUUAUGGACAGAAACGCGAAAAAUGUAACCAAAAAGAAUGUUAAUAACACAUCGAAACGUAACUUAAUUGGGUCUAUACAAGAAAAACCGAUGGUUAUUGCGCAUUGUAGUGCUGGAAUAGGACGAACCGGGUGUUUUUUAGCCAUUUUAAAUGGUAUCCAACAACUGAGAAACACAAAAACGGUCGAUGUUUUAGCGAUUUUAUGUUCUUUGAGGUUGCAUCGUGGUGGGAUGGUUCAAACGGCCGAACAAUACGAGUUGAUCCACAGGGUUUUGAGGUUGUACGCGGAGGGUAUGUAGAUGUAUUUAUUAUUUUUUAGUAAAAUAGUGAAUUAUUAAUGAAAUAAAUAAAUAAACACCAAAGUAAAUUAAUAUAAAAAAUUGUAGAGGUCGUUUCCGAUAUCGAUGUAUAGCGAUGUAACGAUGAAUGUGAUAUUAAUUAAUCGAUUUCCGGUAAUUUUAUUAUUAAUUGUAUUUGUUUCUUACCACGUUUUUUACCACGAAGGUUGAAUGAAAGCGUCCCCCCAAGUUUUUUAUUUUUCUACAUAUAUAAACAUAACCUACUUUUGUUCCUAUUCCGAGUUCAAUAAAUUAUUAAAAAAAUCGUAAAAAAUGUAGGGGUUAGUGUUGGAAGAGUAAAAAAUAAAAAAAUAAUUAAGAUAAUAA